Messenger RNA from Neohortaea acidophila, 578 nucleotides. RefSeq lists its product as uncharacterized. NCBI's taxonomy places the organism in Eukaryota, Fungi, Ascomycota, Dothideomycetes, Mycosphaerellales, Teratosphaeriaceae. The record is from RefSeq and is a predicted model, not a curated record. The transcript has a single exon. The coding region runs from base 109 to 519 and encodes 136 amino acids.
UGUCGCCCAUACUUCCAGCUGGCAUUCGUUUCCAAACAGAUCCGCCACGAAAGCAUACAUUUGAUUAAGGCACUCCAUCGCCAACACUGCACUCACUGGGCCUUUACCAUGCGCAUGCCAGCGGUCCUUCCCGUCCUCCCGCCAUCAGUUGGCGCCGACAUGCUCAUCAUGCCACUCUUUGCAAAUAUGGGAAAGGCCAUCCCACGGAAGGGCCAUCGCUGGAUCAGGCCUGGAGUGGCCUACUGUUUUCUCACCGCUCAUUUGCGGCCCAGAGCACCAGAUGCAGUGGUUGUCACGCUUCUGGAGCGAAACGAGCGAGUUCAGCCAGAUGUCCAAGUCCCAGGAGCAUUCGACGGGCUUCAACCCAACAUGCGCGAUAGGUUCACGUCCGGACUACUUGUGAAAGUGAGGAAGAUUGGCAGUCCGGAUGCAGCAAACGUGAGACUCGUAUUUGCAAAGGUAGUGUACGCGGUGCACAAUUACAUCAUCGAACGGGCGGAUGCAAGUUCUCCCUCUUGAACGGGGCUGGCGACAGAAAGGGAAGGGCCUGUCUACAGACGAGCAGAAGGCCGACCAGC